Molecule: messenger RNA, 1437 nt
Organism: Chanos chanos (milkfish)
Lineage: Eukaryota; Metazoa; Chordata; Actinopteri; Gonorynchiformes; Chanidae
Gene: fbxl8
Product: F-box and leucine-rich repeat protein 8
Exons: 2
Coding region: 265-1368 (367 amino acids)
Molecular function (GO): protein binding
Source: RefSeq, a predicted model, not a curated record
GAGCGUCAGACAGAUAUGGAAUGUCAUGCAAGUAAUAGACGUGUGUUGAGUCAUUUUCGCCUUUCUGUGGCAGAAAGUAUUUACCUUGUUCAAGGACAGAUGCCAGCAUUUUAAUUAUGCGCUGCUGCAUGAGUUCUGUGUCAGAAAUUCUAUGUGGGAAUCUUCCGUUAUGAAUCCGUGGUUGGCCUUAAGUGGUGUGAGUCAUUAGACACUGAAAAUCUCUGAGGGACGUCGGUCAGUUUGACAACAUUCAGGUCGGUCUAAAUGGAUCUCCCGGAAGAAGUUCUUGCUUAUAUAUUCUCCUUUCUGCCUAUGCGAGACAGGUAUAACGCUUUCACAGUGUGCAAAGCAUGGUCUCGCUCCAUGAUAUAUUCCAGCGUUUGGAAAUAUACUGAAGUGAGGUGUGAGGGUGGUGUUGAUAUCCUUCAGACUUUUUCUGCUUAUCUGCCGUUAAUCACAAAAUUGAGACUGUGCGUGGGUCUGGAAGAUCCAGCCAAUCGCAGUUCAGCACUGUGUGCACUACAGCAAGCAGUUGCAAAAGGAGAGGGGCAGCUGAGGGCACUGUGUGUUGAUUGUACAGGCAACGCGCGUCUCUUUGAUGCGGGUCAGGACUUGCUGAAGGGACUGGUGGAUACACUGGCAUACAGGCCUUUGCUGACAGUACUAGACCUCAGGGGUGUACCUUUCACUCUAAAUGAUAACUUUGUCCGAAGUGUGGCCAAGUCUUGCCCGAAAUUACAUGGCCUGUUCAUUAAUAACCCAUCACUGGUGUGUGGGGUUACUACGGAAACUAUGAGAGAGGUGCUGAACCUUUGCCCAGGCAUCAUUGCUCUGGGAGUGUUUCACGCUAGCCUCUCGCCAGCUGUCAUAGGGGAUCUGUUGUUACCCGGGAGGCCAUCACUACAGCAACUGGAACUGCGCUGUGAACGCUCACUGAAGUACACUCCUCCUUUGGGUGAUGAGAUAUGGGUAGAGUUGAGGUACAGACAUCCCAACCUGUGGGUGGAGCUAGUGCUUGACCACACCCUUCCAGAGCUCCGUGUCCCACUGGUGCUGCUGCCGAGCAUUCCUGUCAGACACCUGCGUCUACUCACAUGGACACUCCUCCUGGAUGAAAUAAACCUUGUAGGGUCUAGUUAUGCAAAUACUCUAGAGACACUGGAACUACAAACUCCUGCUUCUCGGGAGCUGAACUCUGCCUUGGUCACUUUGGCGACACAGUGUGUGAAUCUCAAGGAGGUGCAUUGUUAUUGUGUGGUCUCACAGGAGGUCAUAACUGCAUUUCGUGAAAACUGCUGUCUUCUGCAGAGAUACACCCUGAAAACACACAAAGAGCCACAUCCCUGGACCUGCACUAUACUGAAAUGAUACAGCCAAAUUUACCUAUGCAUACAAUGGGCUUCACUCUAAACUAUGAUUCAGCCAAACUGACUUAUG